AUGGCUGCUGCUGGUGAGUCCACAAGCUUUGACGAGGAACAGCUUCCUGGUAAGAGAGAAACUAUCAUUUGGGAGCCCAGAAAAGGUAAGCUAAAAAAAGAUUAAGGAUAAAAGAAAGCAGAUAAAUGCUUGCAGAAGAAUAUUCCAAAUAUUCUUGAUAGUGAAUCUGAAGAAAGUGGAUUCUCUGAUACUUCUCACAAUGAAAAUGAUGUCAGUUGCUCUUCUGUUCACUGUGUUCAUAUGUGGCCUGACCUGGAAGACUUGGAUGGUGAUGUCUCCAGUAUACCUGAGAAUGUAACUUCUCCAGAGCUGCAAACUGCUGCUGUGUACAAGGAGGAAGACUGGGAUAAAGAAAUUGAGGAGGCUGAAUGUAGCCCUUACGAUGCUGACGAUCUCCACUGUGGAAGCUUUCAGGAAAAUAAUCUUUUGGCCUCAUGCACGUGGCGAGAGGAUUGGUUUUACAACCCAGGCUGUCACCAUGCACCUUGCCUUACUUUUCCACCACCAGUUAAAAUGACUGUGCCUGGCCAGUUUGAUGAUGCUGAUGAAUGA
This is a messenger RNA of Mesitornis unicolor (brown roatelo), 552 nucleotides long. It is a transcript of the gene COPRS, whose product is annotated as coordinator of PRMT5, differentiation stimulator. The transcript is spliced from 3 exons. The record is from RefSeq and is a predicted model, not a curated record. Gene Ontology annotation, molecular function: histone binding. Lineage: Eukaryota; Metazoa; Chordata; Aves; Mesitornithiformes; Mesitornithidae. Gene Ontology annotation, cellular component: nucleus.